Molecule: messenger RNA, 1423 nt
Organism: Petromyzon marinus (sea lamprey)
Lineage: Eukaryota; Metazoa; Chordata; Hyperoartia; Petromyzontiformes; Petromyzontidae
Product: sodium channel regulatory subunit beta-4-like
Cellular component (GO): plasma membrane
Source: RefSeq, a predicted model, not a curated record
GAGGAGGAGGGACUCACGUCGUCUCCCAAGGUCAGGGGCGUCAACAGCAGCAGCAGCAGUCUGGGCAAUAGCAGCGGUCUCAGGCAGUGGCAGCAGCAGCAGGGGCGGGUUGCUCGAGGCCGUGCGUGCGCUCUCGUGCUCGGGCGUCCCUGCUUCACGUCUCCCCGCCGGGGCCGUCGUCGGCUCGCCCCAGGUAUGGCGAGCGGGAGUGAAGCAGCGGUGAGCGGGUCCAGCCGCUGGCCCGCGUGGCUGACGCCGGUGGUGGUGGUGGUGGUGUGCCUAGCGCUGGCCGUGCCGAUGGCGUGCAUCGAGGUGGAGAUCAAAGAUAACAAGUUGACGGUGCUGAACGGGACGAACGUAACCCUCAAGUGCCGCAUCAUGUCCUGCUACCGCAUGAAGGCCGCGGUCAUCAACGUGCACUGGUUCUACGGCCUCAACUCCACGCUGAGACAGCGCGCGCUCUUCUCCAUGAAGGCGGGCAAGGCGUGGUACACGCAGGCUUCGCAGUUCCGCGGGCGUCUGCAGUGGACGGGCGAGAUUGCGAAGGAGGACGCGUCGCUCAUGCUCUACGACACGCGCUUCGAGGACUCGGGCGUCUACAACUGCUCGGCCCGGCACCUCGACGACAAGCUCAAGAUCGCGUCCACCUUGCUGUACCUCAACGUCGUCUCGGAGAUCGAGCCCAAGGACCGCACCCUCAUGUUCAUCGUGGGCGCCUCGGUGGGUGGACUCGCCGGCCUCCUCAUCCUCUUCGUCAUCAUCAAGAAAGUCGUCAAAUUCGCCAUGAGGAUGCACGCCAACAAGGAGAAGAAAGACUGCUUGGUCAACUCAUCCCCCCAGCAUGAUAAUGUGGAAAACUGCAUCAACAACUCCAAGGAGGAGGUGGAGAAAGCUUCCAACCCGUGAUGCACUCUUCUGCACCCCAGCCAGGAGGCCUUGCGGACUGUGUCGGGGGGGCGGGAGGUGGACAAUCUCCUGGUCAACAAGUCAAGCAAAGGUCAAGCAAAGGUCAAGCGAUGGCACCCAGAAGACGACCCGCGACAUCACGGCUUAUACAACCAAGGAAACAUUUUUUUAAAAAAAACUUUGCAUGAAGUGCUAAACUGUGUGAGAUAUAAAUCAAUUAGUGCAAUGCAGCUUCUACGCGCUUUUCCAUCGGGGAUCUGAGGCAAAUUUUACUUGAGAAAACUCUGAAACAAAUCACUCAAUGCAUAAAAUAAUUCAUUGCACUUCAUACAUUUUCUAUACGUAUACUGUACAUAAAAUAUAAUUAUAUGACACGUAUAUAUUAGGGCUAGCUAUUCUAUAACGGUUCUAUAUUGAACUAAUACUGUAAUGUAAAUUUAGCGGUUGAUAUGCACUAUGAAAUCUAAUGUAUGCUUACAUGCACUGAAAUCGAAAAACUGCCAAAUUCUGAAAAACA